Messenger RNA from Urocitellus parryii (Arctic ground squirrel), 1364 nucleotides. RefSeq names its product chromosome 3 C19orf38 homolog (gene C3H19orf38). NCBI's taxonomy places the organism in Eukaryota, Metazoa, Chordata, Mammalia, Rodentia, Sciuridae. The record is from RefSeq and is a predicted model, not a curated record.
AGGAGCUGGCGGGGAGCCCUGGACCCUCUGGUCCCAGCCAGAUUUCCUGGCCAAACGCGGGAGGAGAGAUGCCUUGGACUGUCCUGCUUUUUGCAGCUGGUUCCUUGGCCAUCCCAGCACCAGCCAUCUUCUUGGUGCCCCCCUACCCAAAGAGCCAAGAGGACCCCAUCCACAUCUCAUGCACAGCCCCCAAGGACUUCCUGGGGGUGAAUUUCACGCUGUACCGAGAGGGACAGAUUGUCCAGCUCCUGCAGGCCCCGGCCAACCAGCUGGGGGUCACAUUCAACCUGAGCAGCGGUGGCACGGCUUCUGGAGGGAAAUUCUGGUGCCAGUACAGUGUGGUGGGCGAGCACAGCCAGCCCCAGCUGUCGGACCUCAGCCAGCCGCUGCACGUCUCCUUCCCAGUGCCCACCUGGAUCCUGGCCCUCUCGCUGAGCCUGGCUGGAGCCCUCCUGCUCCUCACUGGUCUGGCUGCUUUGGCUGUGGUGGUCAGGAGAGUGAAAAUAAAAAAUUUACAGAGAAAACGAGAACAGGAAUCCUGUUGGGCCCAGAUUAACUUCACCACCUCAGACAUGUCCUUCGAUAACUCCCUGUUUGCCAUCUCCACGAAAAUGACUUCAGAAGAAGACCCAGCAGCCACCCUAGAUGCUUGCGCUGGCAAUUGUGGGCCCCGAAAGAGGCCCACCUCCACAUCAUCCUCACCAGAGCCCCCAGAGUUCAGCACUUUCCGGGCCUGCCAGUGAGGCUGAGGAUUGGGGAACACUUCUAUUCAGCCCUGUCCCUCCACCUGCCUGGGCCUUUCGGGGGCCUGAGGUUCCUUCAGCUACUUCAGGGGUGACAGGGGUUUAUGUUCCCUGGCUGCUGCCUUCUCAGGGAGUUGAACAGAGAUGAAGGGGUCCUCUGGCCUUGGGACCUUGCUCAUAGAAGAGUGGGAGAGGGGGUGAAGGCAAUGGCAUGGAGGCUGAGCCCAAAGCAGGAAGCCCUUCUAUGGAUUCCUCCUUCUCAAGACCAUCAGGGAAGAUGUCUGGAUUACUUCUGGCCCUCCAGCUGGGCAUAAGAGGUCCACACUCUCCACGCUGUGACCCCAGUUCUUCCAUUCUCAGUCACUCUGAUUCAGGUACCUGACUUCCCAACUGGGUUUUUGAGCUCAGGUUUGGGGGGGUGUUCUGUGUGUUCCCCUUUUGGCAUGCCUAAGUUAUUAAUUAUAACACAUGUUGAGGUGUUCCCAAGGUCUUUCUGGUGUGUAAUCCUUCAAACCUGGGACCUUCGGCAUCCAACUCUUGGACAGCUGAGGGUGGUAGCAUGCCCAAAUCCAUGAUGUUUAAGGUACCCCUGAACUGAGUCAGAAUGGUGUAGGAGACCUA